UAUUUAGCCAAUAGAAUUGGCCCUAUGCUUGGGGAUCACUGGGAUCGAGAUCGACGGCACCGCUGGCGGCGGUACCGCACGCGCUGGCGUCUGUGGCUGCUCUCACAUCGUCGCCGCCUCCUAGUGGCAGUCUCGUGUCUUCUGAUCUUCACCGCCCUAAAACUAUGGCAGUCCUUCCUGUCCUACCGUCGCCGCCAAGCUUGGAAUGUUCCUCCACUCUCACCACACCAGAUCCAAACCUUCACCUCCAGCUUGUGGCUCGAGACGCAGCACUACGAGCCCAAUACUCGUGGAAUUGUGCUGCCGUUAUUUGACGAUAUCGCACUGCUGGGCUUCUCUCUUAUCCUGGAGCUUCGUCGUCUCCAAGUUCCUCUCCCUAUCGAGAUCCCGCACUGCGGAGACUUGAGUCUAAACCUACAGAAAAAGAUGCACAAUCAGGACUCAUCCGUGACAUUCUACGACGUUUGUGAACGCGCUGCAAACGCAGCAAUAGAGCAGCGUCAACUCUUCUGCGUGGAUCUAGAUCACUGCCACCACAAGUUCCGCAGCUUCGACAUCAAGGUACUGGCUGUGGUGUUCUCGAAAUUCCAGGAAAUAAUGCUUUUAGACGCAGACACGCUCUUCUUCCAGAAUCCCAUGACACUAUGGGACACAUCUAAGUACAAGAGCACGGGGACGCUGUUCUUCAACGACCGUAUCAGCUACGAACUCUCGUACUUGGCCAAGAGAACGACUUCAGACGAGAAUGUUGGUGCAUUGCAUCAAUUCCUCGCGAGCUUUGACGUCUCUCCAUAUAGAAAUUUCGGUAUUAUAAACACUGAACGGAGACCUGAGCCACCGAGGACACUGGGACUAGAGUUUAGCUUCCAACCGAGUGAAUUUCUGUUAAAUUCCCACGUUUGGAGACUGCGUAGUGGCCACCAAAUGGACUCGUCGCUGAUGUUGUGGAACAAGGCGCAGCAGCCUCGAGCGACGGUCAUUCUAGCGUCAUUUGUAUCGCUAAAUGGAUUGCCAAUUGUGCCGUCUUAUGGAGAUAAGGAGCUCUAUUGGCUCGCCUGCGAGUUGGCGGAGACUGCGUACGAAUUCUCAGAUUAUGCUGUGGGUACUGUAGGCUGGGAACUUCUUACGGAAGGCCGACAAAAUGAUGGAGUUUUGUGUGGAGACGCACUGCAGCAUUAUCCUGUGCAGAGGAACCCGGCCAAGGGACCAGGAGCAGACGUUGAGCCGCUGUAUAUCAACAGCGAUAACAUUUUAGAGUGGGGUCGAGACUCCCGUCGGCUGUACCGCACGGCUGCUCGGCCUGCAGAGCUUUAUCCCGGUUCUUUCACGGAACGGAAGCUGCUGCAGACUUGUCCAUUCGACGUGACGACGAUGGAGCUUGCUCCGAUGGAAGUGAUGUUACUAGCGCAGAGACAGCAACUCUACGAUGUGGUGGCAGGAUGGAUGGACGAGUCUGGCAUGUGGUGGAACCCGUUUGAUUAGAAUACGCUUGCUGUGGACCCGCAGCAAGCGGUGCGGUUUUGAAUUGGAACUGUGUUGGCAUUUUACAUGUAAAUAAGGGCGAGCUCUUUAUCGUCUACGCCUAUUGGAAAUAUCGCGAGAUUAUGACAAUGAUUCUUUACGGGCUCGAAGAUGAUGGCCAGUUAUCUUUUGGAAAAGACCAGGUUCAAGAUCUUUGGCGACAGUCCAGUUGAUCUGGGAUGCAAGCGCCCUACAACACCCCUCCAUUAUCCUGAGCUGUGUUCAUGACAAUUGCUUCUACUCUAGAGCUGUACCUGACGGAGAAAUGGACACGGAGUCUGGAGAUCCUGUUGAAGAGCUCAGCGUACAGAUCUCCAGCAUUUCUACUCUAGAAACUUACUGAGUAAGGUAUACAUAUAUCGCCGUGAUCGCGUACGCAAUGAUCCAAUGCUGCAUUCGGGAUUACAGGUGGGAAGAUUCGAUUGCCGUGUUGGAUCGAAUCAAGCGCGUACAGAAACAUCACGACCGUCAUCUUGUAGGUGAACACGCACACUGAAAAAGUGCAACAUGGCGCUGGCUCACUUGCGAAGCUCCGGCUCAGCUGCGAGAACCAAGUGAUCCGGGGCCGUACGUUUCGUUUAGAUGCCCCAAUCUGGCUGAAUGAAGCGCUUGCAGCGAUGAUGUUGAUGACGACAAGGUAAAGUGUAUCUCUACAUGGCACCUACGCUGUAGGGGUUUACACUGUAGUGGUGGUACAUGUAGUGAUAAAUUAAUGCUGUAGU
Molecule: messenger RNA, 2243 nt
Organism: Phytophthora nicotianae INRA-310
Lineage: Eukaryota; Oomycota; Peronosporomycetes; Peronosporales; Peronosporaceae
Exons: 2
Coding region: 25-1482 (485 amino acids)
Biological process (GO): protein O-linked glycosylation
Cellular component (GO): Golgi apparatus
Molecular function (GO): alpha-1,3-mannosyltransferase activity
Source: RefSeq, a predicted model, not a curated record